Closterium sp. NIES-67 is the source of this 3838-nucleotide messenger RNA. Lineage: Eukaryota; Viridiplantae; Streptophyta; Zygnematophyceae; Desmidiales; Closteriaceae. The record is from the annotation of a GenBank genome assembly.
CCAGCCGUUACAUACAUACCCCUCCCCUUUCAAAGCUGGAAGUUCCGGCUUGCCUACAGGCUGCGAUUCGUAGAGAGUAGAUACAUUCCAAGGCGUGGGUAAUCAACGUGAAAGGCACGGUUUGGAACGAGUUUUUACUCCGUCCGGCCACUAGACCUGCGUCGCGUGGCAUUCGUCAUUUCCCUGACUUUCGUGGGUCAUUGUUCAGCCCACAGUUAUCGGAUAGCUCUUACGGUUUUUAUUUCGAAGUGCGCGAGCGCACUCUCGAGCAACUUGGAAAUGAUCGUACAGGCUUGUCGGUAUGGCUGACCGUGGCGUGCGACGUGGACGUGCGACUGCUCGCAGUCACAGCAGCAACAAUGGCGACAGCAUCGGUCCUGGCCGGGCCAUUGCCGGCGACGUUAUGGUGUGGACGUCAGAACACUGCAGACAAACGCUACGCCAAGCGGAAGCAGGCAUUGCAUCGGGAGCUGGCGACGAGCUCCAGGAGUAUCUCUCAUCAGUGGAUACGCUGGUGGACGUAGCCAGCCGUGUCAAGCACGCCCUUGCCACAUCGCCUGGUGCUUCGGAGUGGGUUGCACUGCAGCAGCAGGCGGACUCGUUGCUGCAGACGGUGGUGGAUGACUUGGACUUCGAGCUCAAAGACCUCCUCCAGCGAUACAGCACGCGAGCCGCAGCCAGAUUCACACCAGAGAGGCUCGAGGUCCUUUUCCGAAUCGCCUUCCUGGAACCUUCGUCUGGUUCUCCUCACAGUCAUGACACUGGCUGUAGCCCGGAGCACGCCAGUCCACGUGUCGCUGAUGCAGCCCACGCCAGUCCAGCUGGCUGUCCACUUGGCGAUGGACCCCAAUAUAGUGGUUCCAAAGCGGUGGGCGACGAAGGCAAUAGCGCUGGUAAUGGUGGUGGUGCUGCUGCUGCAAAUGGUGGUGCCGAUGGGGAUGCUGCAGCUGCUGCUGCAGCAAGUGAAAGCAGUGGAGCUGGGAUCGGAGGGGAUGGGAGCCCCACGCAAGGCGCUGACGUGGCAGGGGGUCCCACAAGGGGUGCCAGCAUGGACAUGUUCAUGCCUGAGCUCCUGCCAGAUGGCGCGCUGCAGUUGGUCGGGUCGAUAUGCAGCAGGAUCGUGGUGGCUGGAGGGGGCUCACAACUCGUGGAGACAUACAGGAAGGUGCGUGGCAGCUUCCUGAGACAAGCUGUUGACUCGCUGAGUGGCCACCUGAUCGACACGGUAGUGGCAGCAGCAGUGGGCAGCAUGGAGUGGGGUGCGCUGGAGGCAGCCAGCAAGCAGUGGGCGCAGCACGUGUACCUGCUGGUAGGCGUGGUGUGGGGCAUGGAGCGGCAGUGCCUGGAGGACAUCCUUCCCCCUUCCGUUCCCGCCCAUGCUCCCCUCGUCCGCACCCUCCUCUGCUCGCUCCUCAAGGACGGCCAGAUCCUCUCCUCCCUGCACACGCUCGCCCAAUCAGCUGUUGCCAUCUGUCGCCGCGGCCUGCCAGAGCAGCUCUUCUCCCUGCUCGAGAUGCUGCAGGCCCUGCAGGAGGUCGUACCUGAGCUCGAGGACAAUCUCUGCAGCGUGGGCCUUCACUCAGAAUGGCACUCGUUACAGUCACUCCCACUCACCCUCUCCCUUGCCGCGCUACAGUCACUGCAUGCCAUGCAGAACACCAUCGCCCGUGCCACCUUGCCCCCCCUGCAUGAGGAGAGUGCUGGGGAGAGAGGAGGGGAGAGAGGAGGGGAGAGAGGAGGUGAGGGUACAGCAGGAGGAAGGGUAGGGGGUGUGGAGGGAAGGUUUCAAUCAGACAGGGGGCCAGGGUGGGGGCCGAGGAACCUCAGGAAGACCAGGUCGGCUGUAGCGUCAAUGGCUACAUCCUCCAGUCCUAGAGUAAGCGCCACAAGCCCCACACCUGGUGCCACGGCGUCAAGCCCUAGUCUUGGCGCUACAGCUGCUAGCCCUAGGCUGAUUGGAUCGGUAUCGAACCCUCGCAGCAGCUCUGUUCCUGGGCUCACCAGCCCAAGAUGGGGUGCAACGGCUGCAAUAGGUGCUACAACUGCGCUGGGUGCCACAGCAGCAGCCGGUGCUACAGCUGCCUUGAGCGCUACAGCAGCAGCUCUUGUCAGUCCCAGAGUACGGGGGGCAGUCAAGAUGCUCACUCGCAGGCUGUCAGACGCGUCGGUGCCAGCCAGUGGUGACUUGUCAGGUGGUGCCGGCUCCGCUGUGGUGGCAGUGCCAGCUGGCGGAGGCGUGGACCCGGUUAUCAGCUAUGUCUGCAACUUCAUACGAAGCUUCCUGUCCUCCUCGGGUCGUCGCAACUAUGCAACCACCUUGACGUCAGCGUGCAGCCUUGUCAAUCGUAGCAACAGCUGCACCACACUCCUCUCCCCCUCCUACUCGUCCUCCCCUACCUCCUCCUCCUCUUCCUCCUCCCAUCUACACUCGUCACCAGCAGAGGCAGCAGCAGAAGCAGCAGCAAGAACAGCGCUGCAAGACUCCAGAGCAAGAGCAGCAGCAGCAGAGAAAGGUAGUGCCUUAAAGGCUGCAGCUGGUGACGGUGGUAGCUCUGCCUCUGGCUCUGCCUCUAGCUCGGCUCACGAAAGCAUCUCAUUUCGAACCCUUCUUCCCUCCUCUGCUGCUGCUUCUGCUCCUUGUUCUACUGCUGCUGGUGCUGCUCAAAACACAACUGCUGCAGCUAACCGUAGCGCAACCAGUGCCAUCCCAACCAGCAGCAGCAGCAGAACCCCCGGCACCAGCAGCAAAGCUGUGACCAGUGGUGUGCUGACAGUUGACUGGCAAGGCCGACUGAGUCUUGAUAGCAAGACCGCAAGACAGGGAGAAACGCGGGAGGGUGUAGGAGGGAGAGAGAGUGAGAGGGCACGGAUUAGUCUGAGUGGGAGUGCGGAGGGUUGCGGAAGGGGGAGUGUGGAGGAGAGAGGGUUGGGGCUCGAGAGAGUGAGCGUGGAGUUGCUGGUGGGGGGGCUGGUAGCGGCUCUGAGAGACUAUCUGGAUAUCAGAGCAGCUUAUUAUGAGGAUGUGGCCACAGGGGAGCUGUACCAGAUGAACAAUCUACACUACCUUCUACAAUCCAUGAAAGCGUGGGAUGGGUGGAGGCAAGGAGGUCUCAAGCGAGCCCUUGCUGAUGCCAAAGCGAACGGCAGGGUGGAUCUGGUCGUAGUGCUCUCGGGGUUCAUUGACCAGAGCGUGCUUGACAAACACAUGGCUGCCUUCCAGACCUGCGCGCUCAGGAAGGCUGUAGCAGCAAUGUCCGACCGCCCUCGCCCCUUAGACUUCGUCCCUGCCUGCACCAAGCCCUCGCCGUCCCUCUGGCCGUUCUCCCAUGGAGAUACCGGGGAUCACGAGGUGCUGGCUAUGAGCGAGAUGCUCAGGCUAAGGGCGUUCAACAAGGCAAUGGAGGAGCUGGUGGAGGCUCAGAAGGGGUGGGCCAUCCCUGAUGCAGUGCUGCGAGAGCGCGUCUGCGUCGCCUGGGCUGCCUGCCUCAAAGACAGAUACCGGAAACUGCUGCAGCCACGAUGGGACGACCUGAUCACAUCCAAGCACUACAUGCACACACCUGAGAGCUUGGAGUUGCUGAUCAUGGAAGAUUUCUUCCAUUAAUGUGUCGGCAGUAAGACCGUCUUUCAAUACUGUACUCAGAAAUUGAUGAAGCAUGCGCAGAGUAAGCUAUGCGCUAACCAGGGGUGAUACGGUGCCGUGCACCAUAGGUGCCUGGUUCCAAAUAGGGAAUAGGAUCAUCUAUAAUCGAGCCUGUAGGAUCAUCUCGAGUAUUGUUGUGUGCUGUAUUGCGCUAUGCUUCGAAGGUAUAUAAAGAAGACGUCUACACAGUAUGAA